GAGGUCACGCCUGUAGCGGCGGGGUCGCUGCGCGGCGCGGCGAAGAUGGCGGCCUCCGUGCGGGCGCUCGCGGCCCUGCUGCUGCUCGGCACUUCUGACCUGCUGCUGCUGCUGCUGCUGCUGCCGCCGCCUCCUGGGGCCCUCGCGGCGGAGGGCCCGGCAGGGACGGCGGGCGAGGCGACCCCACCGCCGCGGAAGAAGAAGGAUAUUCGCGACUAUAACGACGCGGACAUGGCCCGUCUCCUGGAGCAAUGGGAGAAGGAUGAUGACAUCGAGGAAGGUGACCUCCCCGAGCACAAGCGCCCAGCCGCUCCCAUUGACUUCUCCCAGAUCGACCCCGGCAAGCCUGAGAGCAUCCUGAAGAUGACCAAGAAGGGGAAGACGCUCAUGAUGUUCGUCACCGUGUCCGGGAACCCCACGGAGAAGGAGACAGAGGAGAUCACCAGCCUCUGGCAGGGCAGCCUGUUCAAUGCCAACUACGAUGUGCAGAGGUUCAUCGUGGGUGCGGACCGAGCCAUCUUCAUGCUCCGAGAUGGUAGCUACGCCUGGGAGAUCAAGGACUUCCUGGUGGGGCAGGACCGCUGUGCCGACGUGACUCUGGAGGGACAGGUGUACCCUGGCAAGGGUGGAGGUGGCCGGGAGAAGAACAGCACCAAGCCAGCCAAGGGCAAGAAGAAGGCAGGCACGCCAGCCCCGAAGGCCGAGGGCCGCGUGGGCAGCACAAGGGAGGAUCUGUGAUCGUGGCAGGCCAUGUGCCUCACUGUCUAAGUGGACCACUAGGGCCCCUCGGAAUGUCGGGCCGCGGGGCACCCUUCCGUGUUCCACCAGCCUUCUUCCAGGCUCUGAAAUGGGGGUUCAGCCAGGACACAGGUGUGAGCACCCUCAUCUGCAGAAACAGUGAGAACAGAGGAACCUCUGGGUGCCUAUGCGCCCUCAGUCCCGCCCGCGCUUCCCCGAGGACAGUGGGAGCUGGAGAACGGGAUCGGCUCCCCUGGAGCCCUCUGUACCGACCCUUGGCUCUGUGAGAAACUUGUGUGUCUUUUACACAUUAAACCUGUGCGGACCAGUGGGCGCCCCCCUGAGUCCCGGGCCCUGUGCAGGGCUGACGAGCACUGGGGCUGGCUGCUGGGUCGGGCACGUGUGAGAGCUGUCAGAGUGGCUGGAGACCAAUAGCUGAGACGGGCCCCACGCAGGGAGUGGGGUGCUGUGACCCCUAGCCCUGCGGAGGGAGGAUUCCCCAGCCAGGGGGUGGCAUGGUGGCAGCUGCUGCUUUCUCCAAGCUGUCACUGGGCAGCGCCCUGCGUGUGGCAGGAUGGGUAGCCCGCAGGUGUGAGGUGCCCCAAGAGCAGUGCAGGUGGCGGGGUCCUGCUGUUGGCUCCGAGCAGGGGUCUUCAGUGGCCUUCCAUGGACCAGCUAGCGUACAGGCAGCAGGUCCGCCACCUUUACAGCUGUGGGCCUGGGAUCUGGACCCACUGUACAGUACAAAUGUCCAGAGGUCAGAAAGCACUGGUGGCCACUGUUAGAGCUGUGGGGCCAAGGGAUGCUGGAUGGGUGCUGUGCAACAGCGUCCCUCACCUGAGGCCAG
Sorex fumeus (smoky shrew) is the source of this 1585-nucleotide messenger RNA. RefSeq names its product mesoderm development LRP chaperone (gene MESD). Gene Ontology annotation, molecular function: low-density lipoprotein particle receptor binding. The transcript has 3 exons. NCBI's taxonomy places the organism in Eukaryota, Metazoa, Chordata, Mammalia, Eulipotyphla, Soricidae. The record is from RefSeq and is a predicted model, not a curated record. Gene Ontology annotation, biological process: protein folding. Bases 46 to 738 code for a protein of 230 amino acids.